Messenger RNA from Pristis pectinata (smalltooth sawfish), 3640 nucleotides. RefSeq names its product RNA binding motif protein 44 (gene rbm44). Lineage: Eukaryota; Metazoa; Chordata; Chondrichthyes; Rhinopristiformes; Pristidae. Bases 113 to 3640 code for a protein of 1175 amino acids. The transcript is spliced from 15 exons. Gene Ontology annotation, molecular function: RNA binding. The record is from RefSeq and is a predicted model, not a curated record.
CUACAGGACGGCUUUUUGGAGCAGCUUAUUGAUGAGCCCACCAGGGGAUUGGCUGUUUUGGAUUGAGUGCUGUGUAACGAACCGGAGGUGAUUAGGGAACUAAAGGCCAGAAAUGCCUACAUUUUACUGCAUUUGGCCUUGUGAAAAGUGCAGCUACUGCAAUGCAUUGAGUACAAGAAAAUGUAAGAACCGUAGUGAACCAAUGAGCAAUGCAGAGCAGCCUCUGUAUUUAGAAGAUAAGAAUUUGCUUCUUGCGCACAACCAAAAAAUUCUUGCAACUUAUUCAACUACUGGGAAAGGGCAUCCGUACUUUAGGACUGCUGAUGGAUCUCAUCUUGUGAGCCAGAAAGCAAAUGACGAAUCUGCGUGUGAUAAAGCCAUUGAACAGCUCUUGGAAUUUAGAAUAAAACCUGAUGCCCUCCAUAGAGGAUUAAAGAUUCAAUGUGGUAAAGAAGUGGUUGAAGCAAAAUAUCAGCCUUCAAGUACUUUGGAGUCAGCAUAUGAAUUCAGGUCUCAUGAAAGUUCAUGUGCUAGGGAUCUAUUUUCCAAUCCAGCAGCCAAGGUAACUGGUCCUGCUCUUGGGCAGGAAAAAUAUCUUCUCAAAAUGGAUUUGAUGAAAGAGAAUGAAAAUGACUCUAACCUGUCCUUGGACACAGAAUUUGAGCUGUAUAGGAAACUGAGUGAAAUGUCUUUACAACCAGUUUCUGGUGACUGCUUUCAAGAAUUUGAGAAAAGAACUCUGCAUCAGUGCAUUCCUGAAUAUAAGCGUUCUGCAAUAUCAGAUACCUUGGAUAUGGAGCCAUUUCCUGGUUAUCACAGUAUAAACAACACAGAAAGCCACAAUAUUUCUGACUUUGAUUAUGUGGGCUGUGGAGAAAACUUCCCAAAAGUACAAAGUCCAACAGCAUAUCCAUUAGAAUCAUUUCAGUUAGCACAUUGCUCUGAUCCAGCUGAAGACACAGAUGAAACUUCUUUCCUUUCUGCUGUUACUUCAACACAGAAGUCAUUUGUGCAUGAAAAUAAUGGGAUAUCUGCUUCCAAACCUGCAGAAAGGCCAAAUGGAGCACAACUUGCAGAAUGUAAAUCUGCUGGGAUCCCAGAGGGAAAUAGCAAGAGUGUAUUCACUGAUAGCAAUAUUGAAGUUCCUAAUGGGAGCAAAUUUGAACAAGUAGAUAGUAGACAUAACAGUGACCUUCAGGAUGAAGUAUUAUUGGAAAAUAUGAAUCAAAGUGCUCAAUGUUUCCCUUUCCAAAUUGCAGAAAGUGCUAAUGAUCAACCUGCCUGUAGUACAUCCACAAAAAUCAAAAGUGAUAGUCAAGUACCAUUGGAGCCACUUAAUGUGAUGGGGUCUACAACUUCUGCUAAUGCAGUUUCUAAAAUUCAGGACACCUUACAGAAUCAAGGUUACCAAAGACAAAAUAAUGCAGUAUCCACAUGUGUGGAUUCAAAUCAAGGAUGGGAAAAGUCCUAUGAACUUUUGGACAAUUCAGAUCAGCUGAAUUUGUUUGAUGACUCAUUUGUGUCAGCUGUUGGUGAUAGUAUUAUUGCAGGUAUGUUGGUGGCAGAGCAUUGCACUGAUGUGUCUGUCCAAAUGAAUAAUGCUUUUGAAUCAUUAGAGAUAGCUGGGGGCAAUAAUAAAUCUACCAGCUGUGUCCAUCAGGCACCAGAUUUGACACCUUCAGGAAGUGCUACCAUGUUUCAAAGUACUUGCAUUGAUACCCAGGUGAAACGCGACUGCUCAUUCAACAAAGACACUAAUGAUUUAAUUAUAAAGGUCGAUCGAACUGUUGAUGCUGGUGCUGAUUUCAGAGCUGACUUCACCAUGGAUAAAGCCAUAACAGCUAUGAUCUCUGUUGUUGACCGAGCUAACAACACAGACAUAAUUUUGAUGAGCAAAAAUAGACCAACUCUGUGUCAAAGUAAAACAUAUGGAACUGUGGCUUGUAAUACCAAAUGGUCCAUUGCUGAAUCAACCAUGAAGCAACAAAGUACCCAGACAGUUAUGGUCAGUACAGAGGAGAAAUGCACCAAUACUGUCCUGCAAACAACAGAUAUUAAUUUAAAUGAAAAGGAAAUGGACAAUAACAGAUGCAAAACCAAAUUGAAGAAAGUUCUUGGUGAACUUGAAAAGCUGAAGAAAAUGUGUAAAAGUAUGGAGUUACAGCAACAGGGUUCAGUUUACCACCCUGUCACCAAAGAUGGAAAUCAUUCAUCAGAUUGCUGUUGUAAUAUGAAGCAGCGAGCUAUAAAAGCAGAGUUACAACUUUUGAAAAUGCAAUACUGGAUGUGUCGACAGCAUUGCUGGAGAAUUCACAAUGUGAAUAUUGAAAAGAGCAUCUUUGGAGACCUGGGGUUCCCAGGAUUUGAAGUGGAUAUUGACGAUGGCACUGCAUUAUCUUCUGCUUUACAAGAGCUUAAAAAUAACUACGAGAGCAUGAGGCAGAAAGUGCUGGAAGGAAUAUCUUUGGACAGUCUCCCUUUGCUGUCAAUUGAGUUAAGAAGUCUGCCACAUGCUACGUUUGUUCCCGCUAUGUUGGGAGAGAAAUCACCGUGUUCUUGGCAUCAGAGCAAUUCAAACUAUAGAGAUGAAGUUGCUUUGAUUGAAGAACCAUCUUGUGAAGACCUAGCUAGUAAACAUUGUGAAGAGGAUGAUAAACCCAAAGAGAAAUCUGAGGAACUCUGCAGUGAUCUUAAUCAAUAUGUGGCAGAUAAAGCAGAGGGUUUAUGUGAAGAUAUGGUAAAACAAGGAAUCUUAAAAACAUUUGCUAUCUAUUCUACACCUUCAGUCAAGGACCUUGAAGUAACUGAUGACUGGUUUGAUGCAGAAGAGAAUUUCACUUCUGGUGUCCCUGACACCAUGGAAGGCAAGGUGAAUAAUCAAGGUGGAGCUAUGACAGCAGUAGAUGAACCAAGAAGCAAUGAAUGUGUUCAUGUUGAUAAAACUAUGGAAAAGGAGACAGCUCAAACAAGUUACAUUUAUGUAGAUGGAUUGCCCAGAAUAGUAACAGAGGUGGAAUUAAGAAGACUUUUUCAGAAGUACCAGGUGUCAGAAAUUUGGCUUUGCAAUUUGCACAGUGAAUACAGGUGUGGAGUUCUAAAAGUUGCCUCUCCCAACUUUGCCAAAUUAGCAGUGGAUGAAAUGAAUGGAAGAGAAUGUCAUGGAAAGUCCAUUAAAGUGCAUAUGGCAAAAAUCUCAGGAGAUUGCAUGUUAUCUGUGAUUAAAAAUCACUCACAGCUUCCACUGAAGGGGCACCAUCUGAUACAAGACCAUGUUACCAAGGACACCAAAUUCAAAGUGGAGAAUCAAUGGGAGUCUUAUUCUGUAUCAACAAACGUUCUUAAUGCAGCUUCUCAUAAGAUGAGCAGAAGGAAAUAUAAACAGAUGCAGUGUCUACAGGACACCCCUACAGCAACAGGAACAUUCAUUCCCCCAAACUCUGCUAACUUAAGUAGUUUCAACAAACUAAUGAAGACUCUCUUGGAAUCACACCCUGAAGCAAACAGGAAUGAUAUCAUUCAAGCAUUGAAAGAAGUAAAGGCAAAUAACAAAGGUUUUCUGAGUGGCUUGGCUCUAAGCACGAUUGUCAAACUGGCAUCUGCCAUCUUAAAAAGACAGUUAUCUCCAAAAAGCAAGGUUUAA